Trichoplax adhaerens is the source of this 501-nucleotide messenger RNA. RefSeq lists its product as uncharacterized. Gene Ontology annotation, molecular function: transcription corepressor activity. The coding region runs from base 1 to 501 and encodes 166 amino acids. Lineage: Eukaryota; Metazoa; Placozoa; Uniplacotomia; Trichoplacea; Trichoplacidae. The transcript has 5 exons. Gene Ontology annotation, biological process: regulation of transcription by RNA polymerase II. The record is from RefSeq and is a predicted model, not a curated record.
AUGGUGUUGUGGGUGGAAGGCAGAGGAGGAGCAAUCCACAUCGUCCAGUUUCCCUUUUCCUGCGAUCGAGAAUUUGCAAAGGCAAAGCGAUUCCAUUCCAACUUCCUCUUGUGUGUGUGUAUUAGGACUGUUAACAAAGGAGGAUUCCCUCCAUGUUUAUCCAUGGACAAGCUGACCAAAUUUGAGCAAUUUAUUAAUGAGAAAUUAAAAGGCGAUUUAACCUUGGUCAACGAGCGUCGGGAAUCUGUCUGCCAACAAAUCGCAAACUAUCUGAAAUUGCGUCAAAGUAUUGAAAAUUUACAGUUAUUAGGUGAAGAUGGCAAAACGCUACGCAGCAAGGUUGAUUUAGGAUGCAAUUUUUAUGUCCAAGCUAAUGUGAUAAAUCAAAAAUUAACAGUGGAAGCAUCUAAAAUCAAAGCCAAUAUUAAGAUUGUAUUGGAGAAAUUAGCCCAAUUACAAAUAUUAAAUGAUGAUAAACCAUCUCAAAACAUCCACUGGUAG